AUGGCCUCAAUGCUCCGCACCUACGCUGAGCUCCGGCACGUCACCGCCAUCCCCGCCGGCAUCCCGGCUUCAAAGGCCAUCCACCUGCUCCAUGAUCACGAAUUCUUCCUCAGCUGUGAUCCACAUAUGAUCAAGUUUGAGGCCAUGCCUACGCCGUCGGACCCUGAACCCACGGUCCCCGACGAGCGCGAAAUCGACCCCAUCGCACCCGCUAAGAUCUACUCCGUGACAGACAGGGUGCACACUCUGCCUGCUGGGCUCUGGGACUCCGAUGUCGUCAGCACAUGCGAGUAUUUUGACCUGGAGGACGGUCUGUUUGUCAGGUUACAGAGUCCCAUGAGCGUGGUCAUGGAGACAGUGUGGCAGAUAAAGGAGGCAGAGGACGGCAGCUGUGAAUUGGUUGAGGACAUUGUUAUCAAAUGCUCAAGGUUUUUGAUCGGAGUCGUUAAAAGCGCUUGCGAGUCAGGAUGGAAAGGUGUUCAUGGUAAGAUUAUCGAGAAACUGAAGGGGCCAUGA
Ilyonectria robusta is the source of this 516-nucleotide messenger RNA. RefSeq lists its product as uncharacterized. The transcript has 2 exons. NCBI's taxonomy places the organism in Eukaryota, Fungi, Ascomycota, Sordariomycetes, Hypocreales, Nectriaceae. The coding region runs from base 1 to 516 and encodes 171 amino acids. The record is from RefSeq and is a predicted model, not a curated record.